AGUAACAAGUUUAGUUUGUUUUUUUGAUAGUUGAUACUAAUUCAAGUACAGACCUUAGAAUUGAGAUUAAAUAAGACACCGUUGUGAAUUCAUUACUAGUUGUCUGAAAUUUAUAUAUCUGUCUAAUCAUUCUACCAUUCGUCACUCGAAAACAUGAACGGUUUAAGUUUGUUAAAAAAAACUGUUCCCAGGAAUGUGUACUUAUUAAACCAGAUUCGACCUCUACAUGUGUCAUAUGCGCGGACCAAGUCGGUAGCCCCACGAGAAUCGUUAAAUUCCGACUAUGUGUUGGAUUUACAUUAUGAUUUCCAUUAUCGUGAUCAAAUACCAUUUACAGAAAAGGAUAAGAGGAAUAAUACUAUAGCCGACGUUUCUAUGGGAGUAGUUUUAGCAUUUGUUCUAUACAAAUGUUACUCUGAACCUGAACAUUUACUUGGAGAUUUUCCAUAUCCUGAUUCUUCAGAAUGGAGUGAUGAAGAAUUAGGAGUACCACCAAUUGAAUAAUUAUGUAUCAUUAUUUAAUUAAUUACAUGUAGUGAAAUACAUAUAAUCCAGAAAAAAAAUGUAUUG
Molecule: messenger RNA, 570 nt
Organism: Melanaphis sacchari
Lineage: Eukaryota; Metazoa; Arthropoda; Insecta; Hemiptera; Aphididae
Exons: 3
Coding region: 154-504 (116 amino acids)
Cellular component (GO): mitochondrial inner membrane
Source: RefSeq, a predicted model, not a curated record